Messenger RNA from Eremothecium gossypii ATCC 10895, 2388 nucleotides. RefSeq names its product Oaf3p (gene OAF3). Gene Ontology annotation, cellular component: nucleus. Bases 1 to 2388 code for a protein of 795 amino acids. Gene Ontology annotation, biological process: positive regulation of transcription by RNA polymerase II. The record is from RefSeq and is marked provisional. The transcript has a single exon. Gene Ontology annotation, molecular function: DNA-binding transcription factor activity, RNA polymerase II-specific; zinc ion binding. Lineage: Eukaryota; Fungi; Ascomycota; Saccharomycetes; Saccharomycetales; Saccharomycetaceae.
AUGAUGCCAUUAAAGAAACGGCAGCGGCAGACGCUUGUCUGUUCGAACUGCAAGCGCCGGAAGUCUCGAUGCGACAGAGGGAAGCCUGCAUGCGGAAAUUGCAUACGAUUGGGCAACCGGGAGACUUGCCACUACUUUAUUUCGCCCUCUGAGAAAGGCGGCGACGGCGGGGACUCGCCGGGAGAGUCUGCGGGCAGUAAUGGGGCGCUGGAGCGGUGGCAGUUCGUGCGCGCGCACAGCUGCGGGCGGGUGGACUUGACUGCCGGGCGCACGGUGGUGUUUGGCAAGCGCAGCGCGGUAUACGUUGCGGGGGUGCUGAGCACGGACGCCGUACGAUACCGCGACCUGUACUUGGAGCUACUGAGUGUGUUUUCGCACGCGGCCAUCAAGAAGACGGUGAGUCAGCUGCAUGCACAGGCGCAGGUAGGCGCGCAGGAGGCUUCGCUACCCAACUCGGUGAAACGUGUGAUUCGGAUGGAGGACGAGGGGAUGCUGCAGGAGUCGUCGCCGUACAUCCUGGCGAAGCACAAGAAGGUGCACCAGUCGCUGGUGGAUGGGUUUGCGCAGAGCCGGUACGAGGGUCGGCAGCAGUUUGCGGAUGUGGAAGAGGCAGCGAAGCAGCACCUGGUGGAAAGGUACAUAUUCCUGCAGAAGGUGUUACCGGCGUUUAAGAAGCAUGUGCUGCCGCUGAUACCGAUAUAUGACGAGCGGAUGUUGUGCGUGACGGUGGAGCAGCUAUACGAUGACUAUCAAAAGCGCGGCAAGUUCUCUGCCAAGAACGGCGAUCUUAUCACGGUCGCGACAAUCUUGCUGAUCACGCGCCUAGUGUACCUCGCGAUCCGGUUUGACAAAUGCUCGGUGGUGAAUGUCAAGUAUAACAGAAUUUUGGAGCUUGACACGGAGCCGUAUGCUGCACUCGCAUACGAACUACUUCCCCGGGAUAAACUGCUCCGGAAGGUGACACUGCCGCAGCUCCAAUGUCUCAUAUUGCUGCGGUUCCAUAAUUGGUGUUCCCCGAUGGACGGCGACGGAGAGUCGUUGCAAUAUAGCAAUGUCCUAAUGGGUACGAUUUAUGCCUGUUGCAAGGAGAUUGGCGCGAGCUGGCUCAGCUUCAAGGAGCCCGACAAGUAUGAUUUUGCCAAGGCUCGUGGUAGUAACUCUCGCUUCACCAUGGCCUUUGCGGAAAUGGAACCCGGAGAAGUCGACUCCGCGAAUGAAAGUGUUGUGAAGCUUUACCAGCAGAUCUGGGCGGUUGUUUUGCACUGGGACCGGAACGUAAGCAUGCUCACCGGUCUGGAGCCGAUAAUUGGCACUUCAAUGAAACCGGCGGCUAUGUCCUCUUACAAUAACUGGUACGCGGACAUGAUAUCAUUGGACUAUCUAAAAUGGCAAUUGCUUACGCGAAUAAAUGAAGACCCAUCAGAGGUGAACUUGGAAGAAGUGAAGCCGAUCAUCAGCGAAAUACGGCAGCGUUUGGGGCAAUUCACCUCCGAGUCUGAACUAGCUUUUGAACAGGAGUUGAUCCUCCAGCUUGUUGAACUCUCUAUCCUACACGCGGCUUUCAUCGGGCCUACAUCCAAUGUAUCCGCUGCCGAGCACAGAAAGAAUUACCAGGAGUUAUUGGAGAGGAUCAUUCACCUAUCUGGAAUCUUUAUCACGUAUUUUCAUGACCCGCCGACGACCAACCACCAAUACGGCCGCUUUUACACGAAUAAGAUCGUAGAAGUGGCGAUGUACAGGGUAUACCAAAUACUAACGGGCCUAAUAUUGCGCAUAUCAAGUGCUUGCCAGGACCAAUCGCUUAAGCCAACACUUAUGAAGUUUUACAAAAAUCUAUGCUCACUAUACUUUAAUGAACUAGGCUACGAUUACUACCAGGUAUUCAAAAGAUUAUUUGAGGCAAAGGUCAAGUACAAGAUACUGGAGCAGACUGCAAACCCAGUAUUCAUAAUGCUACGCUACUUAUUUGCUGAGAUUCAGAGCGGCAAUAUGGAAAGUAUGAAGAGCCAAGAGUUAAUCGGGUUGAUUUAUGGGGAAUAUAAGAAAAUGGGAGGGGAACUAAAUCUUGACAUGAUGGACCUCUGGAACCACAUAGUUCCCACACAAUGUGACCACAAUAUUGGUCUCAACAGCUUAUUCACGACUGAGAUCUUUCCAACAGACCAGUAUAGUGAUUAUAAUCUUUUCGUUUCAUUUUACGACUAUGCCUCCAAUAAGCUCACCGAGGAUACAAACCAAGCAGCGGAAAAAUCGAUUGCGCAUAAUCCAUCUACUUCCAUACACGAUUUGUGUAAAGGUGGAGCAUCGCCACAUUUUGACUUACUAGAAGGCAUACUUGACCCUCUUGACUUUAUGACAUACCUGGAUAGUAUUCCCGGUGAAACCUAA